AUGCUCAUAGAUAAAGAGUCUCGUUAUGAUAGACAGCUCCGGUUGUGGGCCUCGACGGGCCAAACCAACCUUGAGAACUCCCAUAUCUGUCUCAUCAACGCCACUCCUACUGGCUCCGAAAUCCUCAAAAACUUGGUCCUUCCUGGUAUCGGCGAGUUCACCAUUAUCGAUAAUAGACGGGUAACACCGCAAGACUUGUCAGGGAACUUCUUUCUCAAAAGGCAGGAUUUAAACCAAGUGCUAGCAGAUGCAGUAAAAGCCAAUCUCAGCGAAUUGAACUCGGAAGUAUGCGGCCAUUCGAUCAACAGAUCCAUCAUAUCCAUUCUCCUGGAAGAAUCCCAUCAAUUCUGGGACCAGUUCAACGUAGUCAUCGUCAGCGACUAUGUGCCUCAGCUCGAGCUUCUCAAGGAGAUUCUCUGGAAUAAAAAGACGCCUCUCCUUAUUGUCAACACCAUAGGAUUUUACGGUUCACUCAACAUCAUCGCCAACGAAAUCACCGUCAUCGAAACUCACGACCCUUCACGACUUUACGACUUAAGAAUAGAUAAGCCCUGGCCAGAAUUGCAGGCCUUUGUAAACUCGAUAGACUUGGACUCGUUGGAUGAUACAGAUCAUGCUCAUGUACCAUACAUUGUCAUAUACAUCAAAGCAUUACAGACGUGGAAAGUAGAUCAUAACGGUCUGGUACCUCAGAACUACCACGAAAAGAAACUCUUCCGCUCCUACAUUGAACAACUCUCAAGAAACAUUAACCUCGAGGCCAACUUCAUCGAAGCUUCCAACUCCAUUCACAGAGCAUUACAGACAACAGGCAUUCCAAUUUCUAUCCAGAAAUUGUUUGAAAAGGUAACCGCGGCCAAUGAAAGCUUCGAUGCAUCCACGCCCAUCUUCUGGAUCUUUAUCAAGGCACUCAAGCGAUUUGUAGAAAAAAAUGACAACCAGCUCCCGCUUCCGGGAACCUUACCUGACAUGGCUUCCGAUACUACUAGCUAUUUGUGUUUGCAGACCAUAUAUAGAGAAAAGGCUUGGAAAGACCAAGAACUUUUCACAAGGGAAGUCAUCAAGGUCCUAGAAGAAGUGGGAAGGUCUAAAGAAGAACUCAAUCGAGACUCCAUCACAAGUUUCUGCAAAAAUUCUCAAAUGCUAUAUGUGACUUCAGGUUCGAAAAAACUUUACAGUUCCAGUCUAAUACAAGAGUUGUUGAACAGUUCUAACGAUGCCGAAAACGAUCCCUACAACACGUUGGGUAUCUACUUUGCGAUAUUGACGUACAAUUUAUUCAUAGAAAAGUGCAACAGAUCACCUACCUUGAAGGAUUUGGACUUGCUCGAGAUAUUGUUUGCUGAUAACAUCUUAAAUCGUUCUUCGGUCCCAAGUUCUGUAAUAACUACGUUCAGAGAAUUACUAAGUCAUAAUACUCGUCAUUACCAUAAUAUCAAUAGUUUGAUGGGUGGAAUUGCCAGUCAAGAAGUGCUUAAACUUGCAACAGCACAGUAUACCCCACUAGACAAUCUCUUUGUAUUUGAUGGUAUUCGUUCUGUGAGUGAAAAAUGGAAGAUUUAG
Messenger RNA from Scheffersomyces stipitis CBS 6054, 1563 nucleotides. RefSeq lists its product as uncharacterized. Gene Ontology annotation, biological process: protein neddylation. NCBI's taxonomy places the organism in Eukaryota, Fungi, Ascomycota, Pichiomycetes, Serinales, Debaryomycetaceae. Bases 1 to 1563 code for a protein of 520 amino acids. Gene Ontology annotation, cellular component: cytoplasm. Gene Ontology annotation, molecular function: NEDD8 activating enzyme activity. The record is from RefSeq and is a predicted model, not a curated record. The transcript has a single exon.